AUGCCUUCUCUCUCUUCGUGGGUCCAGCUGGCCCUCGCUCCUGCCGCUGCUGCUCAAGCCUUCAAUCUGUAUGAGCAUCUAGGAAACCUUUCGCCCUACUUCACACCCGCCAACACUCCAGCUUCUUUGCUGUCUGGCAUUCCAGAAUCGUGUUCUGUCGACCGUGCCUUCUUGGUUCACAGACACGGCUCGCGUCAGCCUAUCUCGUCGGAACUCCCGACCAUCCAAAACCUAUCGUACUACCUUAAUAACAACACUGCUCUAUUCAAGAACCCCAAAGGUCAACUCCCAUCCGAGUUCUCCUUCCUUACCAGUGGCUGGUCUAGCAGUUUUACCCUCAACAACCUGUCUGCUCCUGGCCGUCAACAGUUGUUCGAUCAUGGUGUUGCCCUUCGUCUGGACUACCCUUCCCUUUACACCGAUACAGUACUAGCUGGUGAUCAAGAUCGUGUAGUUGAAAGUGCUCAAUGGUUCAUGGAUGGCUAUUAUGGCCGCUACGUCGAAGAUGUGGCUGUCCUUAACAAGAUUGCCGAGGAUAAUCUGACCAUCUCUUGGAUUACAUCGACAGAUACGUGCAAAACUUGGGAGUACAGUUCUGGCAACGACUUGGUCAGUGAAUGGGGCAAAGUCUACCUGCCCAGAGUUGCUGCUCGUAUGAACCAAGCUCUUUCGAGUGCAUACCCUGGUGCCAACUUCACAGCGCAACACGCCCAUGGAGCUCUAUGGGCAUGCGCCUAUGGAACUGCUGUUUACGGCGUAGGCCGCAGCCCAUGGUGUGGAGUCUUCAAGCCCUCAGAGAUCCUCGACUUCGAGUACGAACUUGACCUUCUCAUGAGAGGCGCUUUCGGCUACGGGCUGCCUAACAACCAAGGUCCCGUACUUGGAAGCCUGCUCGUCAGCAACGUAACCACCUUCCUGCAAGGUCCAGCUGGCCACAAUCUAUCUUUGAACUUUGCCCACGAUACAACCAUCGAUCUCGGUCUCACAGCUCUUGGUCUCGCCUCUGACGAGAGUUAUCCUGCCGAUGGUCCACCAAACCCUUCCCGAAACUGGCGAACAAGCACUCAAGUGCCCUUUGCCGCACAGAUGUUGUUCAAGCGACUGACUUGCUCAGGCAACGAGACCAGAAUUCAGCUUGAGCUUAAUGGUGCCAACUUUGAUCUCGCACCUGUGGGUUGUACUUCGGACUACUACGGCACCUGCAAGCUCGCCGACUUCGUCGCGACAAAGAAUGUGCAGACAGCAAUGAAUAUCACGGAUGGGGAUGCUACCUGGACUUCUGCAUGUUCAUGA
Molecule: messenger RNA, 1293 nt
Organism: Aureobasidium namibiae CBS 147.97
Lineage: Eukaryota; Fungi; Ascomycota; Dothideomycetes; Dothideales; Saccotheciaceae
Product: phosphoglycerate mutase-like protein
Exons: 1
Coding region: 1-1293 (430 amino acids)
Molecular function (GO): acid phosphatase activity
Source: RefSeq, a predicted model, not a curated record